GGGCGGGUUUAGGCAGCCCGGCCGGAGCGGCGGCUGGGCGCUGGCGGCUCCCGGCGCAGAGCGCUGUCGAGGGGGCCGGCGGGCGGAGCUGCCGGGAGCGUCUGCGCGCCGCGGGAGCGUUCCUGCGCCGCCCGAGCGUUCCUGCGCUGCCCGAGCGCGUUCCUCGCCGGCCAAGAGCCUCCCUGCGCCGUCCGCGGCCCGGGACCCCGCCGCCUCCGCACUCGCGGCGACGAUGCGCCCGGAGGACGGCGAGCUGAGCGGACCCGCAGCCCGUGCGUGCGCGCGCUUCCCCGCCGGCGAGGAAGCCUGAGCCCCGAGCCCGGCGCGGGAGGCGCGGGAGGCGCGGGACCCGCUCCCCCGGCGCUCGCCCGCGCGGCCCGCCUAGCUUCCCGCGAUCGCGCGCCCCGGCGGCCGGCGGCGCUCGCCGGCUGUGACCGCCCUGACCGCCGGCCCCGACGCGUCCCCGGCGGCCGCCGGCCGUGCCGCUGCCAUGGGGCUGCCGACCCUGGAGUUCAGCGACUCCUACUUGGACAGCCCGGAUUUCAGGGAGCGCCUGCAGUGUCACGAGAUUGAGCUGGAGCGAACCAACAAGUUCAUCAAGGAGCUCAUUAAGGACGGCUCCCUGCUCAUCGGGGCUCUGAGGAAUCUGUCUAUGGCAGUACAGAAAUUUUCCCAGUCACUGCAGGAUUUCCAGUUUGAAUGUAUCGGUGAUGCUGAAACAGAUGAUGAAAUUAGUAUCGCUCAGUCACUAAAAGAAUUCGCAAGACUACUUAUCGCGGUAGAAGAAGAAAGGAGAAGACUGAUUCAAAAUGCUAAUGAUGUAUUAAUUGCACCACUUGAGAAAUUUCGCAAAGAACAAAUAGGUGCAGCAAAAGAUGGAAAGAAGAAAUUUGACAAAGAGAGUGAAAAAUACUAUUCCAUUCUUGACAAACAUUUAAAUUUGUCUGCAAAGAAAAAGGAAUCUCAUUUGCAAGAGGCAGAUACACAGAUUGACCGAGAACAUCAGAACUUCUAUGAGGCAUCACUAGAAUAUGUCUUUAAAAUUCAAGAGGUUCAGGAAAAAAAGAAGUUUGAAUUUGUCGAGCCGCUUUUAUCAUUCCUUCAGGGUUUAUUUACUUUCUACCACGAGGGAUAUGAACUCGCCCAGGAAUUUGCACCAUAUAAACAACAGCUGCAGUUCAACUUGCAGAAUACGAGGAAUAAUUUUGAAAGUACUCGACAAGAGGUAGAGCGAUUGAUGCAGAGGAUGAAAUCUGCCAAUCAAGAUUACCGGCCACCCAGCCAGUGGACAAUGGAAGGCUACUUGUAUGUCCAGGAGAAACGACCUCUUGGUUUUACAUGGAUUAAACAUUAUUGUACAUAUGAUAAAGGAAGUAAAACUUUUACAAUGAGUGUUUCAGAAAUGAAAUCCAGUGGGAAAAUGAAUGGCCUUGUUACUAGCUCACCAGAAAUGUUUAAAUUAAAAUCUUGUAUCCGACGAAAGACGGAUUCAAUUGAUAAACGAUUCUGCUUUGACAUAGAAGUGGUCGAAAGGCAUGGGAUCAUCACAUUGCAAGCCUUUUCAGAAGCUAAUAGAAAACUCUGGCUUGAAGCCAUGGAUGGGAAGGAACCGAUUUAUACCCUGCCUGCGAUUAUCAGCAAGAAAGAAGAAAUGUACUUAAAUGAAGCAGGGUUCAACUUUGUGAGAAAAUGCAUCCAAGCUGUGGAAACGAGAGGCAUCACCAUUUUAGGUCUCUACCGAAUAGGAGGAGUGAAUUCCAAAGUGCAGAAACUCAUGAAUACCACAUUUUCUCCCAAGUCCCCUCCUGACAUGGACAUUGAUAUUGAACUGUGGGAUAAUAAGACAAUAACAAGUGGACUGAAAAACUACCUCAGGUGCCUUGCAGAGCCACUGAUGACUUACAGAUUACACAAAGACUUUAUUGUUGCUGUUAAAUCUGAUGACCAAAACUACCGGGUGGAGGCUGUACAUGCAUUGGUGCACAAGUUGCCAGAGAGAAACAGAGAGAUGCUGGACAUCUUAAUAAAGCACCUGGUCAAAGUGUCCCUACACAGUCAACAAAAUCUCAUGACAGUCUCAAACCUUGGUGUCAUAUUUGGUCCAACUCUAAUGAGAGCACAGGAAGAAACUGUGGCUGCCAUGAUGAAUAUUAAGUUUCAGAAUAUUGUGGUUGAAAUUCUGAUAGAGCACUAUGAAAAGAUUUUUCACACUGCCCCAGACCCCAGCAUCCCUCUUCCUCAGCCUCAGUCUCGAUCCGGAUCCCGGAGGACACGUGCAAUCUGCCUCUCCUCAGGCUCCCGGAAGCCCAGAGGGAGGUAUACUCCGUGUUUGGCAGAACCUGACAGCGACUCCUACAGCAGCAGCCCCGACAGCACGCCCAUGGGGAGCGUCGAGUCCCUCUCCUCCCACUCCUCCGAGCAGAACAGCGCCAUGAAGCCUGCCUCCUGCCCGCCCAGGGAGAGGUCUGCCGGGAUCCCGUGGAUUGCGGCCCCAUCGCCCAGCAACGGACAGAAGAGCCUUGGUCUCUGGACCACGAGUCCCGAGUCAAGUUCUCGAGAAGACGCAACCAAAACGGACGCGGAAUCAGACUGCCAGAGCGUCACCUCCGUCACCAGUCCCGGGGACGCGUCCCCACCCAUCGACCUGGCCAAGAAGGGGCCCUAUGGGCUCUCGGGACUGAAAAGAGCCUCGGCUUCCUCCCUCAGAUCCGUCUCUGCGGCUGAAGGAAACAAGAGCUACAGCGGAUCCAUUCAAAGUUUAACUUCCAUAGGUUCCAAAGAGACACCCAAAGCCACGCCAAACCCAGAUCUGCCUCCAAAAAUGUGCAGGAGGUUAAGGCUGGACACCGCCUCCAGCAACGGCUACCAGCGCCCCGGCUCCGUUGUGGCAGCAAAGGCCCAACUAUUUGAAAACGUUGGUUCAGUUAAGUCAGUUUCUUCUGGACGCCAAGCCAAAGCCAUGUACUCCUGUAAAGCAGAGCACAGCCAUGAGCUUUCCUUCCCACAGGGGGCGCUAUUCUCCAACGUGUACCCAUCAGUGGAACCAGGAUGGUUGAAGGCAACUUAUGAAGGCAAAACAGGACUCGUCCCAGAAAAUUACGUUGUCUUCCUCUAAUGCUAUUUAGUGGAUGGCAGUAUCUUCAUGGUAUCCAUGGUAACAAGUAAUAAGUGCUAUGAUUUUAUCUGACACAGAUAUAAGGAUCAGCCCAUUAAAAUGAAAAAUAAUCCAUUUCUAGUGAGUUUUCCACAGCAGAAUAUGUAGCUCCAUUAACAGAAAGGGAAAAAAAUGUUUAAGUUGUUUGCCAUUCUUUUUUUAUCUUGGGCUGAUUUCUUAUUUUGAAAUAGCUUAUCCCCAUCCCCUGCUUUUUUUUUUUUUUUUUUAAUAAGUAACUCUCCACAAUGUCUCUUUAAUAACAUUUAUAAAAAUCUCAAAUACUGUGUUAAGUACUACAUCCCAGAAAUUUGGAAACCAGAAAUCUGCUAUAAGACUUUUAAGACCUGCCCGUUACUGUCUGGUAUUCUCUGAGAAACCUUGAAAUCAUUGCUAAA
This is a messenger RNA of Cervus elaphus (red deer), 3549 nucleotides long. It is a transcript of the gene ARHGAP42, whose product is annotated as Rho GTPase activating protein 42. Gene Ontology annotation, molecular function: GTPase activator activity; protein binding. The coding region runs from base 491 to 3115 and encodes 874 amino acids. NCBI's taxonomy places the organism in Eukaryota, Metazoa, Chordata, Mammalia, Artiodactyla, Cervidae. Gene Ontology annotation, cellular component: cytoplasm. The transcript has 24 exons. The record is from RefSeq and is a predicted model, not a curated record. Gene Ontology annotation, biological process: signal transduction.